Messenger RNA from Schistosoma bovis, 4444 nucleotides. Lineage: Eukaryota; Metazoa; Platyhelminthes; Trematoda; Strigeidida; Schistosomatidae. The record is from the annotation of a GenBank genome assembly.
CGCUCAGUAUUUUCCGUGAUGUUUGCCGCCACAACACCUGGCUCCAUAAUGACAGCCGAGUCCUCCUCUCACCAACUGGUGGGGUACGUCACUAAGAUGUACCCUACAUUCGGAUAUAUUAAUAACGAAAUUUUUUUCCAGAGAAAGUGUGUAAUUGGUCCUAUGGUUGAGGUAGGAGAUAAUGUUGCUGCAAGCGCAGUUUAUCAACCUCACAUGCCUAUAAAGUGGAGUGCCGAAAAAGUCUGGCGGGUUGAGGAACGUCGCGGCAAAUCUAGAGACAAAGCAGAAGAAAGCAGCUACUGGAAGAGCCAGUCCCCGCGUAAACACUCUCCUCGUGAUAACUACACUAAACCAGCAUCACGUGAACGAGAUGUUCAUCCAUCCAGCGGCGAUCAGCGACGAGUAGAUAAGAAGCGUUCUCAUGUCCUCAACAGAGAUGACCACUCAAUCAAGAAAUCUCCGAAUCGUGAUCGAAGAAGAACUCCUGUGGAUUCUGUUUCAACGCGACACUCCUCUCCCACAACUGACUUGUAUUGUAGGACUCCGAUCAACCCCAAACGUAUGCUGAAUGUGAAAGAGUACUUGUUCUCAGACCUACAAAGACGCUUCCCUAAUGUUCUCCCACCAGUUGACUUGUAUCGAGUUAGAUGCAAUUGGCAAGAAUCAUUCCCAUUACUGCGACCUUUUCAGCCUCAAUACCUUACAACUUUCCAGAUAAUUAAAGAACCUGAAGACGCUUGUGACGAUGUGCAUCAUUCUUACAACAAUGAUAGUGGUUUUGCUGCGUAUGUCUUACUUUUGUCACUCCCGGCAAUGGCAGAACUAAUGGAGAAGAUAGUUGUCCGGGCAGAGUCGCCUAGUCGUGUACGCGGCUCACUACGUAAGUACAUCAAGAUACUAGCUGCUGGAAAGGUUGAUGAAAGACUCAAGGCUAUUGGAGGUUCGUGGAGUCGUGAUUUAGAUGGGCCAGACCCAGCUACAAAUCCUCAAACUCUUGUCAACACGGCUAUUCGUAAUUGUAAACAACUUAUUGGUCUCGAUUUAUCGUAUUGCACACAGUGGCACCGUUUCCUGGAGUUCCGCUAUAGUCGUACUGAAGGUUCAACUGCCCAACCAACCUCAGUCUUAUUUCCUGGCUCUCAACUUUGGGGUCGACCCGUCACAGAAUCUCCUGAAUCUGAUAUGAUUCCUCCAAGCAAACCAUUUCAUCAAAUUGUCGUAUAUUUUAUUCCAAAUGUUUGGUCACUCAUGCCUACAGACGAAGAAUGGUCGACUGUAAAGCUGGCUUAUGAAAAUAUCUUGGCUUCAAAAGAACCUAACGUAUUUCCAAUGACUCCUUCCAACUUGAAGAAGUUUUCUGGUUUAGAAUCUGCUUUUAAGGGAACUGGUGACGGGAAAUUUAAUGUGGCGAUUGAACUGGAUUCAAAUUCACUGAAAUCACCUACUCAAGACAAUGCAUAUGAAGAUUCCAAUGUGUCUAAAAUGGAUGAAGGCAACAAGUCAACCCUUCAAGCGCCUGUUGAAUUCCAUCGCUCUACCCCGUAUUUGGCUGGUCAGGAAACUGUUCCAAAAAUAGCAAUUAUCUCCGAGACAGAGGAUGGGUCCGAAUCUGUGGAUUUAGCAGCUCAAGGAAAUCCAAAUCAGGAGGGAACUGAUAAAUGCCAGAAAAAGCUUCAUACUGAACUUAACUUAGCUAGCAUGAAGGUUUCCGAACUGCGUGAACAGUUAAAAGCUCGUAAUUUGCCUACUGAGGGAGUAAGAGCUCAGUUGUUGACUCGUCUCAAAACGGCAAUCCAAGAAGAAGAAGAAAAGGAGUCGGCUAAGAAGGCUGAAAAAGAAAAAAUGGAGCAGGAAAAAACAUUACAGUCUGUGACCAUUGAUAAGUCACCCCAGGUUUCAGAAGAACAAAUAAAACCUUCAAAUACGGAGUCUGGAUCUAAACCAUGGACGGAUGCACCUAAGUUGACUCUCCGUGAUCUCCCUUCAAUAAUAAUCUUACGCAAGAAAACUGUCGACUUCACCGUACAGUCAGUUGGGCUUGAUGUUGUCAUGGAUUCAAAAUCUGAUUUUAUGGACUGUAGAUCAUAUGAAUUCAUGUUUUGCAUCCACACAAUCUUUGACAUGCUUCGCAGAGAUUCCGUAUUCACUUUAUUUCGUGCCCUUGUUACGGCUGCAGAUAGAGGAAUUUGCGCAAAACCUAGGAAACGCAGUGAACCAGAUUAUGUAGCUAAACGUGCUCGUUUAGAGCGUAAUGAAAGGACAUCUCUGGCAAAAGACGAGGAAUUUAAGGAAACUCCAUUGUAUACGACCGAUCUACCAUUGCUUUUUGCAUGCACAGUACUGGAUACAAGCUAUAAGAGUUAUUUCCUCUCGUCGGAGGUCGAGGACUUCAUUCUUUCACUAGGCUUGCCUAUCUCUCGAUAUCAGCUUCGAUCUCUCAUAUACAAAGUUCUUGAUCAUGGUCGUUUCCACUACCGUUCCUUGACGGAUUCAGAAGAACCUCUUUCUUUAGCGAAUAAAUCAUCUGUUAUAUUCUCCGAUAUAGACGAUGAUGAAUAUUUACUGGAACUUGUACGUGGAGGUGAUGCUAUUUUAGACGACCAAAUAGAUGCGCAACCUAGCGGAAGCAUCGUUGUACUUCAAAAGUCUGGCGAAUCAUUUAAUUCUCAGGCUAUCCAUCCCGAGGAAUAUCUCGGUCAUAUAAGAACGUCAGAACGCGAACACUCCAAACUGAUGACUCAAAUCCGACUUCAAGAACAGGAAAUUGCCCGUCUACGUGAAUCUGUUGCGGACUUCUCGGAACUGAAAGAUAAGUUGUCGAGAACUUCUUCAAGUAUGGAGGACUAUCGAAGACGAUAUAGGGAUGAACGGGACAAAGUUGACUCUCUAGCUCGUGUUUUGGAACAACAGGCAUCUGUUCUUGAUGCCUGUCGAUCGGCACUUCGACAAGCAUCCAGUCGUUUUUAUAUUCGUCACUCGGUUAAUGAGUCAUCUAAACAACUCAAGCGUUCAUUGUCACCUUGUUCAGUAUCUAGUAACAAGGAAUCUGUCAAGUCUACAAAGAAACUUAAUACUUCAGAUUCAUUUAAAAACGAUCUGUCAUUAUCUGAUUCGCUGAACGUAAGAUUUUUUCUUUUUAGACUUCUUCACAUUUUUGCAAAUUUAUUCAAUUAAUUUAUUUCACUACAGGAAGGAAAUGUUCCUAAAGUUGCGGAAAUUGAUUCUGCUACAGUCAAGAAUGUGUGUGAACAAACUACUAUGGUUUCAAACGUCAGUUCCGAUGUUUCAGAAUAUGUAAGUGUGUAAAUAAAAGCUACAUUGGUCCUCUUCUUAACCGUCUUAAUCCCAUUACUACUGUUUCAUCUUUGUAUCGAUCAUCGGCUUAUGAUUCUAAAUAUAUUUUACCAUGUUGCACUGGUCAUAGUGUUACCUACAGUCGUCGUGUUUUAUGAAAGUACCUGAAACUUGAAUUUUAAUGUGCAUAAGAGUCGGUGUUUUCUAUAAGUAUGCAGCGCUACUGAUAUUCUCAGUAGGUUGUUCUUUCUCGUUACUUAGCCCUUAUAAACUAUUUAUCGUAACCAAUCUACAUAAUUUAUUUUCGAUUUCUAUCAUCCGAGUUUUUGAACUUUAGUAACUUUCAGUGACCGAAUAAAAUAAUUAUCAAAUGUUAUAUUUGUAAGAUCAACAUUCUCAGGCUAUAUACACUGUCUUAGCGGAAAAAAGCAAGUCUUUCAAAUUUCCUGAGUGUGAACGUCACCUGUAUGACCACUAUUCGUCAAAAUAUGUAUGACGCACGGCUGUUCGAAUUAAGGUCUUGGUGAUUUUUGGUUUCGUUUUAAUAAAAGCUGACUUUAUCGAUGCAAGUAGCUCAGUAAUUUAGAAAUAACAGUCAGUCAAACAUCUUAAUCUUGAAUUGCACAUGGCUUCUAAAGAAUUUCUCACUUAUUUAUUUUUACUGUGUAGAUCUGUCUGAUCGGUUCGUGCAGUCUUACCAUUUUGUUCGCUUUCUAUAACGAACUGGUUUUCGGUGCUUUUUUUUUAAUCUAGUAAUUUCCAUAUAAUUUUAUUAUAGAUUAUGAAUGGAUUAAAAACAGAAGAAGUUUUGGUUCCAUGCAACGCCAACGAGAAUGCUUCAACAGCUGUUGAUCAAAAAUGUUCCAUUGUCCCUACAGGAAUAGAACCCCAAAUUACUUUAAGUUCAAGUGAAUGAAACUGAAUACGCCGCUUGUGAAUCCGUUUGGUGAUUAUUAGCUAUCCGUGCUACUGUUCAUUAAAAAUAAACACACGAAAGCUUGGUUUUUAUUUUCAAAACUAAUUAAAAUAUACAUUUGUCUUGUUUUGCUGGUUUGUUUUAAUCCCGGACACAUAAAUCCCUAGUGUUGUUAUCGAGCAUAGAAAAAGAGAUACUAGUCAAUAUUCGAAUUAAUACGGAAGAAAAAACUAU